Messenger RNA from Salvia splendens (bonfire salvia), 689 nucleotides. RefSeq lists its product as uncharacterized. The record is from RefSeq and is a predicted model, not a curated record. Lineage: Eukaryota; Viridiplantae; Streptophyta; Magnoliopsida; Lamiales; Lamiaceae. The transcript has 3 exons. The coding region runs from base 45 to 617 and encodes 190 amino acids.
CAACCAAAAUUUUCAGACAGUGAGAAAAACCAACAAAUAAAAAAAUGUCGAGUUCCGAUUCAUUUCUGCGGCAGCUAGGCAGCGGCUACCAAAUCUGGGAGUCAGCCUCGAAUCGGUGGGGCGGUGGAGAGAAUGGGAUGUUUGCGAUGAAGAAGAGGGUGAUGGUGGUGGUGGAUCAGUCCUCGCACACGAAACACGCAAUGAUGUGGGCGCUCAACCACGUCGCCGACAAGGGCGACAUCUUCACUCUUCUCCACGUCGUUUCCGACGCCUACUCGUCUUCUUCGUCUCACUACCUCGCCACGUCACUCGGCUCUCUCUGUAAGGCGUGUAAGCCCGAGGUUGAAGUGGAAGCAUUAGUAAUUCAAGGACCAAAAAUGGAUACUGUAAUAAACCAAGUUAAGAAGCUUGAGGUUUCUGUUCUAGUCCUAGGCCAGAAGAAGCAGCCAUCUCCAUUCCUCAACUGCUUGUGUUUGAAGAGCAGCUCAGAGGUGUUUGUGGAUGAAUGCAUCAAUAAUUUGGAGUGUUUGGCAAUAGGUGUAAGAAAGCAGAGCAAAACAGUUGGUGGAUACCUCAUCAGCACAAGAUGGCACAAAAAUUUCUGGCUUUUAGCUUAGGAUCUCUUCUCUCUUCCUUUAACACCACUCUGUAAUUUUAACUGACAGCUGAUGCCCUAUGUUUGUUUAUCA